ACAACACUCCCGGCGGCCUCCUUUCCUCCGCUCACUCAGAAGGGCCGGCUCGCCGUCAUCAUGGGGAAAUCCUUCGCCAACUUCAUGUGCAAAAAAGACUUCCACCCGGCCUCCAAGUCCAACAUCAAGAAGGUAUGGAUGGCAGAACAGAAAAUAUCUUACGACAAGAAGAAACAAGAAGAGUUAAUGCAACAGUACGUUAAAGAACAGGAAUCUUAUGACAACAGAUUGCUUAUGGGUGAUGAACGUGUAAAGAAUGGUUUGAAUUUUAUGUAUGAGGCCCCACCUGGAGCAAAGAAAGAGCAGCAGAAGUCUCAAGAGGGUGAAACUGAGUACAAAUUUGAAUGGCAGAAAGUAGCUCCACGUGAAAAAUAUGCCAAAGAUGACAUGAACAUCAGAGAUCAGCCAUUUGGUAUCCAGGUGCGGAACGUGAGGUGCAUAAAAUGUCAUAAAUGGGGCCAUGUAAACACAGACCGAGAAUGUCCAUUGUUUGGCCUUUCUGGAAUUAAUGCAAGCUCAGUUUCCAGUGAUGGCUCAGGGCCAUCAAUGCACCCCUCGGAGCUAAUAGCGGAGAUGAGAAACAGUGGGUUUGCACUGAAACAAAAUGUACUGGGGAGAAACUUGACCGCAAAUGAUCCAUCACAGGAAUUUGUUGCUAGUGAAGGCGAAGAUGACCCAGAAGUGGAAUUUUUGAAAUCCUUGACAACAAAGCAAAAACAAAAGCUUCUGAGGAAACUGGAUCGCCUGGAGAAGAAGAAAAAGAAGAAGAAAGAUAGGAAGAAGAAAAAGCAACAGAAGAGAAAAAGCAAAAGUAAACACAGGAAACAUAAGAGCAGAUCUUCUUCCAUAUCCUCCAGUGAGUCUUCAGUAAGCAGCAGCAGUGAUAGUGAGACUGACAGCCAAGAUAAAGCAGCACAAAAGAAGAUGGAUUCUAAGGAAAGAAGAAAAGCUAAGUUUUCAGAGCCUAGCAGCAGUGAUUCUGAAGGGAAGGCGAAGACUAAGGGAAAACUUUAUGAAGAUCCCUCCAGCAGUCAUGGUAACAAGGACAAAGAUAGAGAGAAGUGUAGACUUUUAAAGCAAGAUAGUUCUGGGGAGAACAACAAAUGGAGCUCCUCUGAGAGCAAAAGAAAGCCCACAAGCAGAAAUGAUAACACAGACAAAAGAAGAGAAUCUGAAAGAUAUGAAAACAGGAGCAGAAGCCAAAGCAUGGAGGAGAGGAGCGGGAGAGGCUCUAACACAAGGAACAGGACUUCCAGCCCUAGUGAGGAGCGGCACAGGAAAAGCGAAAGUAAAAGCCAUAGCUCAAACAUAUGCAGAGAGCAGCAAAAACAUAGGGAGAGCUACAGCAAGAAAUACAUUAAGUCAGGGCAUAGAGAAAGAAGCCGGAGCAGAGAGAGACAGAAAAAUAGAUAAUGUGGGUGGCAAAUUGUGUCUCUUUUUUUAAAAAAAAAUCCUUUAAUAAGGAUACUUAUUAAACAUACUUCUCUUUUUUCUCAUAUGAGUUGGCUGUUAUCCAUAAAAUUAAAAUUUCUUUCUUCAAAUAUCUUGCAAAAAUACAGACCUUUAAAGAUCAGAUUGUUUUGUUGAAAAAUAUGUCUAAUUUGAAUAGCAAGCUGCAUUUGGGUGAUGCAUUUGAUAAAUCAAUUUUUUAAAAAAUCCAACACAUCCAUAAAAGCUAGCUUUUCGUGUAUCGUUCUCCUUUGUUAUAAAAGUAAAUAAACUUGCAAUGAUCAGGAUAGAUAUUCCAGGAUGCAUUAAAUUAUGCUGAUAGUACUUGACAUAGUUCUGGAUAAAAUCACUAACAGCCUCAAAACUAGAUUAUUUUUGGCAUGAAGUAUUUUCCCCCCCAAGAUCCACCAAAGAGGACAAUUUCAUGAGUUAAAACAACAGAGGACCAUAGCUCCACAUAACUGUAUAGCCAACGUUUUCCACCUCCUGCAGAGUAUAACUUGAUCAAGGCUAUCUAAGCAUCUUAAACCCCUGUUGGUAGAUGACACUAUAGUAUCAAGUUAUUGUUCAAUAAUUUGUCUAGACAUGGGAAGAAUGUUUACCAGCCAAACAUUUUCUGACUAUUGUGUGCAGUAACAAUAUAAUAUCAGCUCUCUUACCUCCCAGGAUAACCUCUUCUUCGCUCUCCUGUGGUUUUUAAAAAAUAGUUGCUGUUUACAUUGUAAAUACAUUAAAUACAUUUUGGCUUCAAA
Anolis carolinensis (green anole) is the source of this 2201-nucleotide messenger RNA. It is a transcript of the gene cirsr, whose product is annotated as corepressor interacting with RBPJ, CIR1. Gene Ontology annotation, biological process: negative regulation of DNA-templated transcription. The transcript is spliced from 10 exons. The record is from RefSeq and is a predicted model, not a curated record. Gene Ontology annotation, molecular function: transcription corepressor activity. NCBI's taxonomy places the organism in Eukaryota, Metazoa, Chordata, Lepidosauria, Squamata, Anolidae. Gene Ontology annotation, cellular component: nucleus. Bases 61 to 1413 code for a protein of 450 amino acids.